CCCGCCUCCUCCUCCUCCAUCAUGUGACCCUGGCGGCUGUUCUCUUUCUUCAGAGCCCCCUCCCUCCACCUGUUCCCGGCGCGUUGGAUGCUGGAAGCCAAGAUGGCGGCGGAGCUGGUGGAGGCGAAAAACAUGGUGAUGAGUUUCCGAGUCUCGGACCUCCAGAUGUUGCUCGGAUUUGUCGGCCGGAGCAAGAGUGGCCUCAAACACGAACUGGUGACUCGGGCCUUGCAGCUGGUCCAGUUUGACUGCAGCCCGGAACUGUUCAAGAAGAUCAGGGAGAUCUACGAGACGCGCUACGCUAAGCUCUCCGAGGUAGGCCAGCUGCCCCCGCCGCUGCAGCAGACACCACAGCAGCAACAUCGACCUCCCGCCGAUGCUCUCUCCAUUCAUUCUUCCUACGACCGCAGCAACCCGGUCACCAGAACUGCUCUCUCCUCCCCCAACAUUGACUAUCCUUCCUUGUAUGGGAAGUACUUAAACGGACUUGGGCGAUUACCUGUCAAACCAGUGAAGCCCGAGGUCCGGCUGGUGAAACUGCCCUUCUACACCAUUUUGGACGAACUCUUGAAGCCCACUGAGCUCGUCCCGCAGAACAACGAAAAGCUCCAGGAGAGCCCCUGCGUCUUCGCCCUGACGCCGAGGCAAGUGGAGCUGAUCCGAAAUUCCAGGGAGUUGCAACCUGGCGUGAGAUCGGUCCAGGUAGUCCUCAGAAUCUGCUACACAGAUACCACUUGCCCUCAGGAAGACCAGUACCCUCCAAACAUUGCUGUGAAAGUGAAUCAUAGUUACUGUUCUGUCCCGGGCUAUUACCCCUCCAACAAGCCGGGCGUGGAACCCAAGAGGCCUUGCCGUCCCAUCAACCUCACACACCUCAUGUACCUGUCUUCCGCAACCAACCGCAUCACUGUCAUUUGGGGAAAUUACGGAAAGAGCUAUUCCGUGGGCCUCUUCCUAGUGCGGCAGAUGACGUCGGCAGAGCUGCUGCAGAGGUUGAAAACGAUCGGCAUCAAACACCCGGAGCUGUGCAAGGCACUCGUCAAAGAGAAGCUACGCCUGGAUCCAGAAAGUGAAAUCGCCACCACUGGUGUCAGAGUAUCUCUCAUAUGCCCGCUGGUGAAGAUGCGUCUGUCAGUACCGUGUCGGGCCGAGACCUGCGCCCACCUGCAGUGUUUCGACGCCGUCUUUUAUCUGCAGAUGAAUGAGAAGAAGCCCACUUGGAUGUGUCCUGUGUGCGACAAGCCGGCUACUUACGACCAGCUGAUGAUUGAUGGGCUGCUGUCGAAGAUCUUGACGGAAUGCGAGGACGCAGACGAAAUUGAAUAUUUGGUGGACGGCUCCUGGUGCCCUAUCAAGGCAGAGAAGGAGAGAAGCUACAGCCCUCAGUGUCCCAUUUUAGUUGUGGGUGGAUCCACAGGAGGAACUUCAGAUGUCAAUGGGGUGCCGCCCCCUGCCCCCAGCGUGGAGAAUGGCAAGGCCCCCGCCGACGUGGUGGAUUUGACACUGGACAGCUCUUCCUCCGAAGAAGAGGAGGAGGACGAGGAGGAGGAGGACGAGGAUGAGGAUGGAGGGCCCAAGAGGAAACUCCCCUGCCUCUACAAGAACGGCUUGGCCUCUGCCUGCUGACUGCAGGCAGCGCUCUGGGACCUCCGCAUGGAAAAGCUUGAAUACCUUUGGUGCUUACUCAGACGCGGGAAGAGGGGCUUUUUUCCUCCCCGCCCCGCCAUCUCCUCCUCCUCCAAAGCUGCCCUUUGACUUCCCAGUUCCAAGUUGAGAGGCUCUUUUUUUUCCCCCUCUUAAAAGAUGAUUCAGGGCGAGGGCGGCAACAGGUUAAAGCUACCGCAUGGCUGGAAGGAGCCUUCUGGCGAACCAGUCCCUGGCUUGGGCCUUUGCCAGCUCAGCUUGAUCCGCUUUCUGGAACAGGGGACUCGUGUGCCUCCCUCACAGGCAUCCUGUUGGGAAUUGACUCUCCUUCCCCUGCCACCUCUAAAUUUCACCCCACUUUGGAUAAACAGGCGCCAGUUGCUUGGCACUUGUCCAGACAUCAGCGGGCAACCUGAACUCCCGUGGCUCUCCAAAGCGGCGCACGUCUUUCCAGUUUUUUGCCUUGUUCGACGACCAUUCCUGACUGCUUUUCUGUCCUUGCGCUUUCUCUCGCAUGCGUGCAAAAUACCUUGCUGGACAUUUCUAAGGGAGCGCCGUGCGACUGUUGCCCCUUGCCGUUAACACUGGGAGGCUUCUAGAACUGGCAUGUUUCCCAGUUGGGGUCCUUGUCGUCUGUCUCCCCCCCCCCCAAGGAAAUAGCUGUGAGGUGAGGGAGGGCAGUGCGGAAAGACUCGGCAGAGAAUGAGAUGGCUCAUCUCAAUCCAGAUGGCUUAGAAUGGCUUGGAACAGCUGGGAGAGAGAACCUCAUGUAAAACAAAAAACUCUUUUUAGCUUCUCCUGGAGAUAAUGUAGAAUUCUUACAUACUGAUUCCCUGUCCCUCCCCCUUUUUUUAAUUUGAACAAAGCCAUGGGGGGAGGGGGGUGGAAACAGGGAGGGGUCGGAAUGCGGAAUGGGCUUGAACCACAAACCUGUUGUCUCUCUCUUUUUUUUUUAAGUGCAAUAACUUGGUGUGUUUUGGAAGACGGAAAGGGCUGCGCCCCCCCUCCUUUAUUCUCACCAAGGGCUUCAUCUCGAGUCAGGUGUGUUGGGGAAACAGAACAGCUUUUUUUUCGUGAUGGGGGGGGGAACGCUGGCCCUUCCAGAACAAAAAAUGCCAGGUGGAGGAACUCUGUUUAUUUUUUUCGCUCCUACCCAACUACCUCGGUUUUUUUAAAACAAAAUAAUUCAGGUGUUGUUCAGUCGUGAGACGGUGUGGGGCAGCAUGCAGGCGACUGUUGUGGUUUUUUUAAACAAAGGAAAAUUGCCUAUGGACUUCCAGCUGCUGUGCUGCAUCUCCCCUCUUCUCCCCCCUCCCUGGUGCCCCGAAUGUUCUGUGCGCGUGUGUAUCUUGUGGACCCUUUUAGAUAUGACCCCCACACACCCCUGCUCUGCCUGGCCAUGGAUAGCUUUGUCCCCUAAUCCCUAACACCCUCCUCCCCACAAUAACCUGAUGAGGAUGACCAAGGAGAAGCAGCGUACGGUGGCUCGGGGUGGGGGAUGAGGCUUAAUUGGAUCUGUGGCCAGGCAGAUAGGAAUGUUGGAGUUAUGGCUAAGACUGUGCUAAGUGGGGCUCUUAUUGCAUUCUCACCCCCCCAAAAAAAGCCUGUGACGUGCACCUCCUCCGUUGCCUCUCUCCCACAGAGCUGGUAGAGCUUUAGCAACCACCGAAGGUCCACGUCAGUUGCGCUUCCCUCCAGUGUUGCAUUUCUUGACGUUGGGUCUCUGUCUUGCUGCAGGACCUCUCCUGAGUAGUUGGAGAAGACAGACACUUCUUCCAUGCUCAGCUGGCUCACGACAAAAAAGUUCCUUUCAGUUGUUUGGCCCUUCCCCUUCCUGCUUGUCCCCCGUCGAUUUUGGUCCCACAGCUGUUGAAAGGGCUCUUGCAAGAACUCUUGGCUUAAGCAGCACCGAGGGGUGGAGGUGAGAGCUGGUUGGCCAAAAAGCCCCCAUCCCUUUCCCUGCGGAAGUCGAAGGGACGCCGGUGUCUGUCGGCAGACUCGCCUGGGUCUUCCGCAUCUUCCGCUUCCCCCACUUGCUGCUCUUUCCCCACCCCUGGUUAACUGUUUUUUUUUUCUCAGUCAAACAUCUCAAAGUUAAGCAAUAUGUUUGCAGUUUUUAAAUAUGUGCACACAAAACCUUCAGAUCCACUGAAGAUCUAUAAACUUCCCUUGUAUGGGAUUGUCGCUUGCCUCCUUGGCCCCACUCUCAAUAUUCUAAUUUAAUUGUGGGUUUAAGCUACUCUGGCUUCCCUCUUUUUUUUUUCUUUCUCUCCAUUCUGUACAUAUAUUUUUACUUAUAUCCCUGCCCUUUUUCUGUUUGCGUGUAAAGAAAGUGAAUUAUUUUUUUUCUUUCCUUCAGUACACAUUCUUCAGAAUUCGAAAUUAUAGUGUUUGUUAAAUAAAAUAAAAGCAAAGGUU
Rhineura floridana is the source of this 4062-nucleotide messenger RNA. RefSeq names its product protein inhibitor of activated STAT 4 (gene PIAS4). Gene Ontology annotation, biological process: regulation of transcription by RNA polymerase II; protein sumoylation. The transcript is spliced from 11 exons. The coding region runs from base 88 to 1626 and encodes 512 amino acids. The record is from RefSeq and is a predicted model, not a curated record. Lineage: Eukaryota; Metazoa; Chordata; Lepidosauria; Squamata; Rhineuridae. Gene Ontology annotation, molecular function: transcription coregulator activity; SUMO ligase activity; zinc ion binding.